UGUUCAGACGAGGUGGGACACAAGACAAUCUGAACUCUUCACUGGCCAAUAGCCAGCGGAACUCCCCCUCCUGCUCUGGAGAACUGUUGUGUUGAUUUGUCCGAUCGGCCUCACUCCCUCAAUCCUCUUCUGUCUGAUCCCACGCAGCCACACAGAGCUCAGACAUGCCUUCAGUGGGACUGGAGAUCCUCGGAGUGGCCCUCGGCGUCCUGGGAUGGAUCUCGGCCAUCAUGUCCUGCGCCCUGCCCAUGUGGAGAGUGACCGCCUUCAUCGGGGUGAACAUCGUCACGGCUCAGGUCACCUGGGAGGGCAUCUGGAUGAACUGCGUGGUCCAGAGCACCGGGCAGAUGCAGUGUAAGAUCCACGACUCCAUGUUGGCUCUGAGCGGCGACCUCCAGGCGGCGCGGGCCCUCACCAUCAUCUCCAUCCUGCUGGGCGUCCUGGGGCUCAUGGUGGCCGUCAUGGGGGCGAAGUGCACCAACUGCGUGGACGAGGAGACGGCCAAGGCCCGGGUGAUGAUAGCUGCUGGCGUGGCCUUCAUCCUGGCCUCCCUGACCCAGCUCGUCCCCGUGUCCUGGUCCGCCAACACCAUCAUCAUGGAGUUCUACAACCCCAUCAUCCCCGAGGCGCAGAAGAGGGAGAUCGGCGCCGCUCUGUACCUGGGGCUGGAGUUGAUUGGCAUCUCUCUGGGCAUUCUGGGAUGGAUUAUUGCCAUUGCGGCGUGCGCCCUCCCCAUGUGGCGGGUGACGGCCUUCAUCGGCAGCAACAUCGUGACGGCGCAGAUCAUCUGGGAGGGCCUGUGGAUGACCUGCGUGGUCCAGAGCACGGGCCAGAUGCAGUGUAAGGUGUACGACUCCAUGCUCGCCCUGUCCCAGGACCUGCAGGCCGCCCGCGCCCUCACCAUCAUCUCCAUCCUGCUCGCCAUCCUCGCCGUGCUCGUCGCCAUCGCCGGGGCCAAGUGCACCAACUGCAUCGAAGACGAGGCGUCCAAGGCCAAGGUGAUGAUCAUCUCCGGUGUCUUCUUCAUCGUCUCCGGGGUCAUGCAGCUCAUUCCCGUGUCCUGGUCGGCCAACACCAUCAUCAGGGACUUCUACAACCCGCUGCUCACCGACGCCCAGCGGCGGGAGCUGGGCGCCGCGCUCUACAUCGGCUGGGCGGCGGCUGCCCUCAUGAUUCUCGGCGGCAGCCUCCUCUGCUGCUCCUGUCCUCCACGUGAGACCAGGUACAACCCGUCCAGGAUGGCCUACUCGGCCCAGCGGUCCGCUGGAGGCCCCGGGCUGGAGAGGAAAGACUACGUAUGAGUGACGGUGGGAAAAGGAACUGAACUGCUCGGACUGAGGGAGCAAGGAGACAAGGAAGCAAGGAGACUCCACGAUGAAGGAUGUGUUUGAAUCCACCUGUAGUAUUUAGGAAUCUGUGAAUGAGGCUCUUUGUUUUUCUGAGGCUGUAAAAGUUCAUUUGAAGGACAUUUGAGUGGAAUUUAUAUUUUUUAGCCUUAAACCUAAAUAAAUAUCCUCAGUGCCUUUUUCUAUUUUUUACAUCAACACAAUAAUAAUGAUUGUACAAUUGCUUAUUUUUUUUAACAGAGUCCAGGCUCCCUCCAUGUUUACGACUGAACAUUUUUUUUAUAACUGUUACUGCUUCAUGUGAUGUCAUAAUAAAAGCACUUCUGGGAACUGAACUGAAGAACUGAUCAUCGACAGGUUCACAAGCUGUAAAUACUGAAUAAAAAUCAUCAAUAACCUGUAACGACUUGUAGUAACUGUAUUAAACGCAGCCUUUUGUGCAGUGGAGUUGAGGGUGU
This is a messenger RNA of Pleuronectes platessa (European plaice), 1804 nucleotides long. Its product is annotated as claudin-3. NCBI's taxonomy places the organism in Eukaryota, Metazoa, Chordata, Actinopteri, Pleuronectiformes, Pleuronectidae. The record is from RefSeq and is a predicted model, not a curated record. Gene Ontology annotation, molecular function: structural molecule activity. The coding region runs from base 165 to 1301 and encodes 378 amino acids. Gene Ontology annotation, cellular component: bicellular tight junction; plasma membrane. The transcript has 2 exons. Gene Ontology annotation, biological process: cell adhesion; bicellular tight junction assembly.